Messenger RNA from Paracoccidioides brasiliensis Pb18, 276 nucleotides. RefSeq lists its product as uncharacterized. Bases 1 to 276 code for a protein of 91 amino acids. The transcript has 2 exons. The record is from RefSeq and is a predicted model, not a curated record.
AUGGGAAAUGGGAAAUGGGAAAUGGGAAAAUUGGAAAAAUGGGGCGCUGUCAAAAGCAUCAACGAACCUAAGAAACUAUUCCAACAACUGUCAACAAAUAUCAACCAUUAUCAAAAAGAACAGGACAGAUAUACUCUGGAACGGAGAGCUACUGAGGGUGGAAUUCGAGUGUUUGUGGAACCCGUUUCACUGCAAAACAGAGCUAUCAAGAUAUACGGACACGGAGAAAGCAUCCAUACAGGGUUUGAAGAUGACAACAUAGCGUUUGAGAGCUAA